Messenger RNA from Hydra vulgaris (swiftwater hydra), 1293 nucleotides. The record is from RefSeq and is a predicted model, not a curated record. NCBI's taxonomy places the organism in Eukaryota, Metazoa, Cnidaria, Hydrozoa, Anthoathecata, Hydridae.
UUUUAUUGUUAAUAAAAGUUAAAAAUAUUUAUAAAAACUGAUUUUAAUUUUAUUUAUAUUGUUGAAUAAACUUGUUCUAAAUUUUUUUUUUUUUAAUUUAAUUCACCUCCUCAAGGCCGAGAAGAAGAAUAAACUUGUUCUAAAUAUGUAGUUUUUGCUGUAUACUGUAACUUGUUUGUAAUAUGGGUGUUUCAGAAAAACCACAUUUUUAAAAAUUUAUUUUUCUCUGCAUAUUAUACCUACAUAUAAUCGAAUGUUAGUUUUCUAAAAAUUAGUCUAUUUAAAAGUCUCUUGAAUUUCUUGGAUUUUAGUAUUUUACAAAAACUUAUCAUUUUUCUUACAGGAAACUUCUUUCCUGUAAGACUCUUGUCUAGACUCUUGUCUAAAAAUUGAAAAUUGAUCUAUAUAUUUUAGACAAUUUAUAAAACUGAUAAAUGCUGUUUAAAUUUUGAUAAAUUUUAACUCGUUGUUGCUCAAAAUGAACACUAGGUCAGGGUGUCCGCUCUGCUGGAAAAACUGGAAAAAAGGCUGUUUUUAAAAAACAUACCUCUCCAGUUUUUAAACUGCCCAUGGCAGUUUAAAAACUGGAGAGGCUGUCACUGAAUAGAAUCUGAAAAAAGUUUUAAAUGCUGUUUAUUAUACUUUUCAUGGUAGUCCUGCCAGGAGAAAAGUCUAUAACUCUGUUACUGGUUCUUUUGUCUAUCCUCUUAACUUCUGCUCAACAAGUUACUGGCAAUUAUAGUAAGACAGACUACAUUCGCUGUGAAACAUCUGACUUGCUGACUAAUACAAAAGUAUUGACAAGAAAACCAAUUAGUUGUGAAAUUCAAACAAAAAAUUCUAAGCUACUAAUAACAACAUUCUACAGAUCUCCAAAUAGCAAUGAGGAAAAUGAUAACUAUAUAAAUCAACACAUAACUAAUCUUUCUGAAAAAUACGAAAACAUCCUUAUUGUUGGAGACUUUAACUACCCAGAUAUAACUUGGUCUAACAAAAAAGAAAACCCGAUAUCUCACUCAUCAAAAUCUUUAAAAUUCAUAUAUUCAAUCUGCAAUUGUUUCCUCACACAACAUAUAUCUAAACCAACCCACUUCAGAAAGAAUCAAAAACCAACUACUAUCGAUCUUAUAAUAACAUCCGUGGAAAAUAUAAUUUCACCAAUAAUUUCACCUUGCUCCAAUUGGAAAAAGUCAUCAACACCUUUUAUACUUUACCGUACUAACCGAUCCAAUAGAUAAACCAACUCAUACUACUAAUAAGCAAUUAUUCUCUAAAGGAAACUAUAAUAAAAUU